Molecule: messenger RNA, 1345 nt
Organism: Manihot esculenta (cassava)
Lineage: Eukaryota; Viridiplantae; Streptophyta; Magnoliopsida; Malpighiales; Euphorbiaceae
Product: reticulon-like protein B16
Exons: 6
Coding region: 207-929 (240 amino acids)
Source: RefSeq, a predicted model, not a curated record
AUCCAUCUUUUUUAACUUUUUCCCCAGAAAAUGGUGCAUUAAAUCCAGGAGGAGCACUUGGGGAAGAAGUAGGUAAUCGCCACCCUCUCUGACUUCCUUGUCGUCUUCUAGGCCCUUGGUUUCUGCAAAAUCCUGUAGACAUUUCAAAACGCAAGAAAGUUCCUUGCUUUUGAACUAGCAGAUCCUCCAAUCCAUAACGGAAAGUAAUGGACAAUUCAGCUGAUUCUGUAGAGAGAGUGGAUGGCAAUGGGGGAGAAACAAGAAGAGACACAACAGCUUCUGCUAAUUGUUCUUCUUCGGCUAUAGCAUCUGGGUAUCGAUUAUUCGGUCGGCAAGCCUCAGUUCAUCAGUUUAUGGGAGGUGGAAAAGCUGCUGAUGUGCUUUUGUGGAAGCGGCGGCGUGUUUCAUUUGGUGUUAUUGUUGUUGCAACAGUCACGUGGUUUAUAUUUGAGCGGUCUGGGUUGCCAUUCUUGACUAUUUGUUCAGAUGUUUUGCUGGUCGUGACUGUAUUGUUAUUUGUCCAGGCCAACUAUGCUGCUAUCAGAAAUAAACAACCACAAUCAUUACCAGAGCUAGUUUUAUCAGAAGAAAUGGUUAAUAAUGCUGCUGCAUCCUUUCGUGUUAAAAUCAAUAAUGUUCUUCUUAUGGCUCAUGACAUUACUUACGGAAAAGAUUUUAGACUCUUUUUCAAGGUGGUGGUCAGUCUAUGGCUCCUGUCUGCCACUGGUAGCUACUUCUCUUUCUUCACUCUCGCCUAUGCAGGAACCAUCUUAUCCAUUACAGUUCCUGCCUUGUAUAACCAAUAUGAAGAGCACAUUGAUAAAUAUUGUGGGAUGAUCCAUAGAAAAUUAUCACAUCACUAUAAGAUAGUGGAUGAGAGUGUUAUCAGUAGAAUCCCUCGCAGUUUAUCCAAGGACAAAGAUGCAUAAGUGUGAAAUACAUGCAGAUGAUGGUCGAGUCUGUUCAGAAGUUAUAAAAAUUGCCACCAAGUCUGAAGAGUUUCAUUUUUGGCGAAAUCAUCUACUUUUGUUGUGUGUUGUUUACCAAAAUUGGUUCGUCAAUAAAGAUGUGCAGGUGCUGUCUCCCUUAUCCUCGUUACAAUGAACUUUACAAAGUCUUACAGAAGCUUCUGCAAACAUGUGAAAUUUUGAAGUUUGGCUUGCUAGGUUAAUUUUCUAGUCAUUGUGAAGAUCUCUGUAGUUUAAAAUUUAGAGCUAGUUUAAUUUUUAUUCUUGGGGGAUUAUUUCCUCUGGAGAGAUGAAUUAGAUGGAUUGUACAUUGGUAAUAGGAUUAAUGUACAUUGACAUUCUUAAAUGAAAAAAGAAAGGUAAUCUCCUUUAAUGAA